Molecule: messenger RNA, 1446 nt
Organism: Yamadazyma tenuis ATCC 10573
Lineage: Eukaryota; Fungi; Ascomycota; Pichiomycetes; Serinales; Debaryomycetaceae
Biological process (GO): mRNA splicing, via spliceosome
Cellular component (GO): post-mRNA release spliceosomal complex
Molecular function (GO): RNA lariat debranching enzyme activator activity
Source: RefSeq, a predicted model, not a curated record
CUUGGUAUCACUAAUGUUUAAGUUUCUAGUAUUAAACCCGUCCACAAAAUCAGAUGAGAUUAUCAAGAAGGCUAAUAUACAACAUAAGAAGAACGAGUUUGAGCUGGUAAUUCUCUUGGACAAGCUAGACAAUCCAGUCGAAAAGCUUGAUGUUCCAUCUUACUACCCAAGUCUCGAAGAUGAUAAAAGCAUCAGUGUUGACACAAACUUAAUUGGAGUGAAUGGGAUUCUCAAAUUGAACUCCGGUGUUACCAUUGCAUUUAUGGAUAAUGUGGAAGUGUCAUUCAAUGGGAAAAUUGAUAUUCUUAUCCUUAAACAGUGGCCUUCUAAGUUGUCCAAUUUAAUAAAGAAAGACACCGUGAGCAUAGAUUUUACUAUUGAUAAUUUAAUUACCAGAUUCAGACCCCGGUACAUAUUUGCAAGUGGAGAAUUCCAUGAAUACGGCCCGUUCAGGUGGGAAAGUGGAGCAGUGAGCCGUUUUGUCAGCUUGAGUAAAGAAGGUGAAGGUAAAUGGUUUUAUGGGUUCAACUUCCCAUUAGUACCCACAGAAGUGGCGUCACAAGAUCUCAUGGAUAACCCAUUUAUUGAGACUCUUCUGGUCAAAAGAAGAGUUGACCAAGGCGAAAACAGCGAGUCUUUACCAAAAAGAGCAAAGGUCUCACCGCAGAACUGCUUCUUUUGUCUAUCCAAUCCCAAUGUUGAAACCCACAUGAUCAUCACCAUCGGACAACUAGUGUAUAUGACAGUUGCCAAGGGGCCAUUGACACGGUCGAAUGCCUCUAUGCCAUUUUCGGGCCACGGAAUCAUCACUCCUGUGGACCAUAUGUCAAAAAACACCAAGGAAGUUGAUGCUGAGAUGAACGAAUUCGAAGUCAAACUAUUCCACAAGUUCAAACAAAACUAUCCUGACUUUGUGCUAGUGGUUUUUGAUUUGAACCUUGAGAAGAACGUUCAUUAUCAUAGGCAAUUUUUGCCCAUACAUAAUAAGUUCCUUGAAGAGGAUAAAUUCUCCAAGGUGUUGGAGGAGAAGGCUCAAACCAACAACGAGAAAUAUAACAAAAACCACAAAUUGGAGUUCAAGAAUGUCGAUGCAGUGGACGUAGAUUCACAGUACAUCAGCUUCAAAGUAUACAAGGAUGAGGUUCCGGUGGUGUACCAAAGUACUAUCGAAGAUGACAGUAAAAUCAUCGAUCUACAGUUCCCUAGAAGAGUAUUGUCAUAUAUUAUAAGGAGUCCCAAGCGUUUGUAUUGGGAUAAAUGUCAACAGCCCAAGUUCAAGGAAACUCAAGACUGUGAAGAGUUCAAAAAGUUUUUCACCUAAGUUUGAGCUUCCAUCUCACAUCUUUUGCAGGUACAGAUGAAAAACCACUCACUCAACUCCUUUCUUCGGAUAUUGACUGGUUCCUCUAAAUAGUUCCCGUAGUCAAUGCACAAUUCGUCAUUUUU